UGUCACUGUCAAUGUCAAAUAAAGAUUAUUGAUUUGUUUCGUGUACGGAUUUUGACCAUUUCUCUUACAAUUUAUUUAAAAACACAAAAUAAUCAAUGGAACAUAUGGUUUUAAUCCCAUAACUGAAAAGUUUGAAGUGGUAAAAAUGAACGAAGAAGAGAAAACAGCCAUAAUACAAAACCUUAACCUUAGGGUAGGGAAUGAUAUAAAUGAUUUAAAAAGUACAUUACAAAUACAGGCUGAAUUAACCACAAAACGCGAUUUACUUUUAAAGAAUCUAAAUGCAGCCAACAAUGAAGUGCCACAAAAACUAGCAGCAGCUUUAGAAAAGGCUGAAUUAAAUUCCAGUCACAUAGACAAAUUAAAAAGUAGAAGUGAUGAGUUGAAGAAGAAAGUUGAAGCGUUCUUGGAUAAAACUGAACCAUUGAGAACUGAGUUUGAUAAACGUUUCGCUGCCAUCAACAAGUUAGAAGAGGUUUUAAUCUACUUGAAAUCAUUUGAAAAAAUUGAUGACUUGAGUAAGCAGAUGAAACAGUCUAAUGAUGAUGAGCAGUUGGUUCUUCUAUACUCCGAGCUCAAGAGCAUGUGCAUACAAUACCAGAAAGGCCACAGAGCCAGCUAUGUGAAGGAAUACACACAUUACUGGCAUAAUGUGCUCAAGGAUAAGCUUACUAAAAACUAUGAAGAUGUACUGAAGCUCCUAAAAUGGCCAUUCUCAGCCCCACCAGAGAAUCCACCAGCACCCAAAGAAGUGAUGGUGAAGUUCAACAGCCUUACCAAGUACCUGUUCCUUAUUGAAGAGCCUGAGGAAUUAGUAAACAAUAAUGUUACUACUGAAGCUUGGCAAGAAAAAGGUCCAUGUUUGCCAGUAAGAGUGUUGCUAAGGCCUUUAAAAAAGAGGUUUCAGUUCCACUUCACUGGCUCCCGACAAACGGCCCGCAUUGACCGGCCGGAGUGGUUCCUUACACAAACCCUCACUUGGAUCAAAAACCAUCAAGGUUUUGUGAGGCACCAUGUCCAGCCCAUCGCUGAUAAACUUGAACUUAAACAUGUUUAUGCAGUGGACGAAUUCAAUACGGGCCUGAUAGCAUUGGCAGCAGAGAGGCUUCACACAGUACUAGCAUUGUAUCACACACAAAGCUCUAAAGGCGAGAUAGUCGACGUGGAUGCGGCAUUCGCUCACGCCGUGGACGAAACUCUAGGCUUUCAUAGAGAACUAGUAGAGAUCACUGGGAGAGACAUCAAUACUGUGCUUUCGGUGCUGACUAAAGUGGAAACGUUCUUGAGGUGGCAGACUGUGGAGAAGAAGUAUGCCCUAGCAAAGAUGGACGAGAUCCUAGAGUCUCCGCAAUGGAGUGAGGGUGUCGGGUCAGGCGCAGGGGCCGCCACGGGCGCCGCGCUGUGGAUCCCGCGCGCCGCCGACUGGUUCGUCACGCUACUGCGGACUAUCGAGGACAGAUACAAGUUGCUGCCACAACCGGGACAUAGGCUAAACUUCCUCGAGCUGCAACUGGAAUUAGUAGAAGAAUGGCGUAUCCGUCUGACUCAGCUACUGAGCGCUGGCUUAGAUUCCCUUCACGUGGACUCCUUCCUAUCACCGGAUGCGACGUCACACCCCGUGACAGCUGUCAUCAAUGCAGCCCAUCAUACUAUGACUGUGUUACUGCAGUGGGCGCAUUCUUUGCAUUACCUCCAACUCCAUUUCUACCGGCGUCAGUUCCACAACUUCACUCAGCAACAACACCACGACGAGGAGUUUAGCGAGGAAACCACUGAUACCGACUACACUGAGUCUGAUGAAACACCCGUUAAGAAGAACAAAGAAAUAUCUGAGCGUGCGUUAUCUCUAAUGGAAGUGGAGUUACAGGCGAAGAACUUGGCGCUCAGUGAGAUGUCUCGACGGAACUCACUGGUAGUCGAACUGAACCAGUAUGACAUAACAAUGCCGAUAGCAAACCCAGCAGUGGCUGAGCCGUUAACAGGAGAAGACGAGGCCGAAGAAGCAGGCGUGUUCGCUGAAGCUCCCGCGUUACUUGCGCGGCUCAGGGACAGUGGGCUCGCGUCUCUAGCUGAACAUAUACUGCUCGAGUUCAAAGCUGGUUUGAAGGAUUAUAAGCGGCAGAAAUGGCACAGCCUGGUGGUAGUGGAGCAGUUGGCACUAUGCGUGUCUAGUUCCCUGUGCCGGCCGCUGGCGGCGCUGUGCGCGCGCCUGGCGCGGGCCGCGCACUCGCUGGCGCCGCCGCUCACCGCCAGGCUGCGGGCGCAUCUCGCCGAUAUUGUCGACAAUUAUAUCUUCGAGGAGAUAGUCCUGGAGAGUUGGUUCAACACGGGCGGUACGAUGCAGUUCACGUAUGACGUCACAAAGAACUUGGUCCCCGCGUUCGCUCCACCCAAUAAAGUGGCUACGGAAGUCUACCAGUUGCCUCGACUACUAGAAGCCUGCAAAAUCCUGAACCUAGACUACGAUGACGCACGCCGCCUCCGAGCUUGCCUUACAAAGCAGCCAGCAGCCGCAGACGAACAUUUAGACAAUCACAAAAUACGUUUCAUAACACCAACUCAAGUACUACAGAUCCUUAAUCAAAGAACUGACCUCAGUGACGCUUCAAGCCCUUCAUCAGUCAUGGAGUUGUUCUGAAGAUACGAAGGAGGAGGCAUCUAAGCAACUUGCCAGUAACGUGUGGCAUGUGAGCACGGCUACACAUGAAGCUUAACACAACCAGUAUAAACUGUCCGUAGAAUGUGCGGAAUAAUACGCAAAGAGAGACCAUGGUAAACUGGUUUUGUGUACCUCGAUCUGUAGCCGUGUUUACAACCAUCGAACCACUAUUUUCAAUCCAUUGAUUAUUAUGCUUUCUUAGCAGACAUCCUAUUUAUCCCUUCGUUUUCUUCCAUAUAACGUUGCUAUGUCAAAUCCUGUGACCUCCCUAACAUUCUAUACGUAUUAGAUAAAAUAUUACUUUGUAAUGCUAUGGCCACACUAUCGAGAGUUUCUAUGAUAAAUAUUCGGGUUUACAUGCUAUAUAUCUUCAGCUUGGCCAUGUCCUCCAAGCUUGGCAUUAGUCGCCAAGCCUGGCUAUAGCCGCCAAGCUUGACCAUAUGCUUGAAGCUUGGCCACAUGCACCAAGCUUGGCCUCAUGCCCGCCAAGCUUGGCCUCAUGCCCGCCAAGUUUGGCCAUGUUCGCCAAGCUUGGCCAUGUUCGCCAAGCUUAGCCAUAAACUUGUAGCAUGGCCAUAAUCUCCAAGCUUGGCCAUAAUUUCCAAGCUUGCCAUAAUCUCCAGGCUUGACCAUACUUUCCAAACAUAUCCAUACUUUCCAAACUUGGCCAUAAUCACCAAAAAAUAAAUAAAUGGGUUGUUUUUUAUGAUUAUGGCCUGUUGUCCGGUCUUAGUUAAAUAUAACUAUUGUAUGUAUGUCGACUAUUACACCAACCCUUAGACCGGUAGGAGUGGUGACUGAUAUUCUUUUGCCGUAAUUUGCGAUCAAUAAUGUGGCCGUAGCAUUCGGAAAUCCUGACGCGGUGACUUAUUGAAGGUCACGGGUAUUUAGUAUCGUAUAUACUCCUAAUGUUUCCGCGUCAUAUGUUCCUAACUCUUACUAAUACUGUAAUGUAGAAUCUAUGCACGUACCUACGUACUUAUUUAGGUAUUAUUUUACAAAAUAGGGAUUAAGUCGAUAUGUUCAAUAUUCUUAUAUUGAUAUUGUAAAAGAUAUUAAAUUUCUCAAACUGAUUUCGGUGUUCCAGAGUAAAGAUCGAGAAAUAUGGAUGAAUCCAAAAUGAUUUAGUAAACGUGACUAAACUGCUUAACAGCUUUUUCGGUUUAAUGAGAUUUCAAACACAUUUUAUUUCACACACAUUUUUCAUAUAAAAUAACAAUACUUAAUAAAAUAAAUCACAGUGUAGGAGUGGGGGCAAAUACGUCAUAUCUACGUAUAAAAUGUACCUAGAAGUGACGUCAUGCGAUAUUUCAAAUCAUUAUAUCCUCGAAAGUUUUUUUUCUGUAAGAAAAUAAAAAAAUACGUGUCUUAAGUUCGAAAAUAAGACGAACAUUAAAAUUAAAAUUAGUCAUCUACCCUAUUGUGAUGUCUUCUAAAGACUAAAACUUAUCGACUUAAUCCUUAUUUAACAGCACAAUCAUUUAGUAGUUCUACUACACUCGUGCUUUUCAUAACCCUAACAUUAUAACAAUUGGAGUAACUAGUUGAUUCGACGGCAUUAGCUCGCGGCAAGUUCAUUUAGAGAGAGUAGCCUCCUCCUUAUAAAAUCUUAUGUGUACAUACUUGUGAAUUUACGUGUAUUCGAUGUCUAAAGUAUCAACUAUUUAUCUAAAACUGGGUCUUCACUAGCGGUUUUAAAGAUUCACAAUUAUAAUCGAUUAAAGAUUCACAAUUAUAAUCGAUUAAAAAUUGUACUGUCACUUUUUAUCUGUGAUUGCAACACUACUUGUAUAAAUUGUCGCUAGUGUAUACCCAGCUUAAUAUCAUGUUCAUUAAAUACCAACUCUUAGAAAAAAAAUGUCUAGAAAUGAUUUGUAAAGUAUAAUUCUAGGACUUAGAUUUGAAUCAAAAGCUAUUGCUAGUUUCAUAUAAACACUAUCUUCUAAAGUAAGCAAGUAAGCAUUCAUUAUCAUGCUAAUGUUACACUAAAGUCGUAUUGGAAUAAUGUAUAAUAUCAUAGUUUUUGUGUAUGUAAGGACUUCCUACAUAUUCAUUCCAAAUAAUAUCCUAGGAAUUAAACUUAGGUGUCGUUAGGGAAGGUGUAAUAAUUAUUUUUUAAGUAAUGUACGUUAUUUAUAUUUGUUAUUUUUCCCGCCAUUUUGAAUUCACAAUAUUUGACGUUUAAAUGUCAAACAUCACAGGCCACAGAUUAAAUAAGUGUUUUAUUUUUUUAUUGUUUUCAAAUUCAUGUGUCUAUUUAUGCCUGUUCGUUUAUUUUGUUAUUGCAAAUGACUUUAGUAUUUAUUGUGCUUUCAUCUUUGUGUAAGAAGCAGCUAAUGAUAUUUAAAUAGUUCUAAAACCACUGCUUGUAAGUGUAAUGAACUUUUUGUAUGUUAUGUUGGAUAAAUAAUUGGUGAAUAUGUGAUUAAUUUUGUAUAGUUGCAUUCGCUUCAAAAAUCUGUUAUAUGGUAUUGGUGUAUGUCAAAUCAGUCAGUGUAACAACAUAGGUACUCAAAAAUGAUAUUGUAUGUAUGUAUGUAUAUUCGUAAGUAGACGUGUUGAAAACACUUGGACUGAGUCUAAAAAAUAUCUAUUUUUAUGAUUGGUAGGAGCUUAUUUUUUAUUUAAAGCGGUAACGCACACUCUUCUAAACAAUAUUGGUAUAAAAAUAAAUUAAUAUAUUCAUGUUUUGUAAA
Molecule: messenger RNA, 5355 nt
Organism: Spodoptera frugiperda (fall armyworm)
Lineage: Eukaryota; Metazoa; Arthropoda; Insecta; Lepidoptera; Noctuidae
Gene: Rint1
Product: RAD50-interacting protein 1
Exons: 14
Coding region: 146-2638 (830 amino acids)
Biological process (GO): retrograde vesicle-mediated transport, Golgi to endoplasmic reticulum; regulation of ER to Golgi vesicle-mediated transport; endoplasmic reticulum to Golgi vesicle-mediated transport
Cellular component (GO): Dsl1/NZR complex
Source: RefSeq, a predicted model, not a curated record